AUGGCCAAUGCAGCUUUGAUAGCAUACAGUGUGGCAAGCUUCAUUUGCGGCCUCUUCGUCCUCGAAUUCGGCGCCGACAAGUUCAUCGAUCAUACCGCUAUCGUCGCCGAACGCACAGGCAUACCGGAAUCUGUCGUCGGACUCCUCACCGCAGGCGCGGAAUGGGAGGAACUGGCUGUAGUGGUCGUGUGCAUCCUCCGCAACCGCACUUCGCUUGCCGUGGGCAAUAUCAUCGGUUCGGCGAUCUCGAAUAUCCUGGGCGCAUUCUCACUUGGUCUGGUUUUUCGCCGCGAUGAGGAGAUUAUGGUUUUUGAUGCCAGUGCUAGAGCGUACACUCUGGCUAUGCUUCUGGUGACUGGGCUGGUUGUUGCCCUGCAAGCGUUUAACCCAUCACGUCUGUCGACAGUCUUCGGCGGCAUACUGAUUGCGAUCUUUGUACUCUACGUUGGCUCUGUCGCGUACUUGAUUUUCAAGGGGCAUCUGACUGCACCCGAGUCAGUCAGUGACAGUGAUAGCGACAGUGAGAGCGACGAGGAAAGCAUCCAUGAGAACUUCGAGAGCAGUCAAGUCAACUCGACAACACCUCUUUUAGCAACCGAUGGAGCUCUCCCUGCCUCGAGACACAAGCACAGCAUACCGUACCAUGUAGCGAUCCUACUUCUAGGCUUUCUGGCAAUUCUCCUCAGCAGCUUCGUCUUAUCUAAUGCUUCCUCGUACAUCGCCGAAGAAAGCGGCAUCUCAGAAGUCCUCUUUGGCGUCGUAUUCCUCUCCAUCGCGACGACUUUGCCAGAAAAGUUCAUCGCCGUCAUGAGCGGAAGUCGCAAUCGAACUGGUAUCUUGGUCGCAAAUACUGUUGGUAGCAAUAUCUUUUUGCUCACUUUGUGCUUGGGUAUACUUUGGGUCAGUACAGCUGGAGACUAUAAUGGGGAUACGGUCAAUGUUGUCGAGGUGGGUGUGCUAUUGGGCUCGUCGCUCUUCAUGACAUUGGUUGUUUGGUUUGGAGCAAGGUUUAGCCGUCUUGCGGGUGUGGUGAUGCUUGCCGGAUAUGUUGCAUUCUUGGUCCUAGAGUUUACUACCAUCGGACAUUCCUAA
Molecule: messenger RNA, 1092 nt
Organism: Aureobasidium namibiae CBS 147.97
Lineage: Eukaryota; Fungi; Ascomycota; Dothideomycetes; Dothideales; Saccotheciaceae
Exons: 1
Coding region: 1-1092 (363 amino acids)
Biological process (GO): calcium ion transmembrane transport; intracellular calcium ion homeostasis
Cellular component (GO): membrane
Molecular function (GO): calcium channel activity; calcium, potassium:sodium antiporter activity
Source: RefSeq, a predicted model, not a curated record